ACUGAAACCCAACUGCAAUAUUUUUUCAUCUAUUCGUUCCACUCAGCGCGGAAGAUAAUGUAGGAAGAAUUAUCGACCGAAACAAUUAAAUACAUUUUAAAAGCUAACACGAGGUAGCAGUGAAUGAUAAUAACCAACGUGUGAAGAUGAAUUACGAGAUGAAAACCAAAAUUACGGGCAAAGAUUUAUACGCUAAAUUUCAAGAGUUGAUGCCGGGUGGAGUACUAAAAAAAAUUACUCCAGAAAUUUUAAAUGAAAUAUGUAAUCAUCCAUCAACUCAGCCGUUUCUUAAAUGGUUUUAUGAAUAUGUAGGACCUGACAAUAUUUUAACUAGAGAAGAAAUGCGAUUACGUGAAAAUCUCAAAACAAGUGGGCAAUGGCACACUGGAAAAGAAUUGGAUGAUGCUCUCGAAGAAGCUUUAAAAGAUACUCCAGAACUAAUGUCCUUAAUUGAAGCCAAUAAAAAUUAUGAAAUGGAGCUUACCAAACAAUAUGAGCAAGAGAAAGAAGCUUAUGAGGCAGAUUUAAAAGAUCUUAAAGCAUUUGAAGAAGAAUUAAGACGAAUAAAACAACUCAAUACAAAAUUAUCCGAAGAUUUAGAAAAAGAAGAAACUAUGCUUCUGAAAUUGCAAAUUCAAUCAGAUGAAGCUUACGAAGAUUGUUGCAAAGAUGCUGAAAAGUUUGAUACUGUACACCAUGAGUUAUACAAUGCACUUCAAAGUUUACUAAAAGUUUACGGUGAUGCUGCACAAAUGAGAGGACCGCCUGUUACAUGGACUCAAAUGCCUCUAGAAUCAUUUGUUAAUCAAAUAGAAGCUCAUUAUAAAUACAUACAAAUUCAUAUACAAAAAGAGCAUAAAAAUUUAAUGAUAUCAGAAGAAACUUCAGUGAUUCCGGAAAAUGCUAGUGUAACAACAGAUGAAAGUGAAAAUGAGAGAACGGAAAUGGAAAAAGCUCAAGAAUUAAUGAGAUGUCAAAAAGAUUUAGAAGCUUCAACACUACAUAAAAUUGAAGCAGAAAUGGACAUGGCAUCUAGUGAAGCAAUACAUUUAAAAGCAGCAGAAAUAUACAAUGAUGGAGACACGAAAUUUCCAAAAUCACAAGUUCAGAAAAACAUGGAAAUUGCACAGAUGUUAUCACAAAAAGAUUUAUUAGAAGAAGAAAAUUUAAUCUUAGAAAGCCAGUUAAAAGAAAGUGUAGAACGUUUUGCUAAGUUAUCAAUGACAAAGGUUUUAAUUGAAGAAGCUGAAAAUCGUCUUGAAAGAAAACAAAGGCGUUUGAAAAAAUUUCAAAAUUUUUUAUAUUUUGCAAGAGAUUUGGGUCAUUCAUCUGCAGACUUGUUGAUACUUUUAAUGCAACUGGAGCUUCAAAAGUUUCAGAAAAUAAUUAAUUUAACUACUUCAGCAAGAUCAUAUUUACAAAUGGAGUAUACAUGCUCUGCUAAAAGAACUGAAAUUAUGAAAGAACUGCAAACUCAGUUUGAUAAAAUUACCUCAUUGCCACUCAACGAGCAGAAUAUUUACAACAAAAUUUGCACUGAAAUUAUAGUAAAUAAUGCAAAUACUUCAGAUGCUUUUAAUUUAGCUGAAGAAAAAUAUAAAGAUAUUAUAAAAGAAAAUGACAAGUUGAAAAAAGAAAUUGUCAAGACUGACUUGGAUGAUAUUGUUCAAAAAUUGAAAUUACUAAAAGACAGUUUAAUUAUUGCUUAUGACAAAGAAAUGAGUGGAGCAACAAAAAGUUUUAGAUAUAUGCCUGAUGAUUUAGCUCUUCAAUUUGCAACAGUAUUAAAGAAAUCAGAAACUGUUCAGACCCUUUUUAAUGAACAAAGAAAAAAAUUUAAAUACUUUACGGAUAAAAUCAGUAAAGAUCCAAUUGAACGAGAAAAAGAAAUUUUAUGGCAGAAAUUUUUAGCAAAUCCAGAUGGCUUAAAAGAAAGAUAUGAAAAAUUACAAAGUAUCGCAGAGCGAUCACUUUUCGUUAAUUCUCUUAAUUGUGAGUAAAUAAAAUGUUCUUUUUUUUUUACUUUUCUAUUAUUCAUAUUUAAUAAAAAAAAUGAUUUUCCUU
This is a messenger RNA of Chelonus insularis, 2064 nucleotides long. Its product is annotated as centromere-associated protein E-like. Gene Ontology annotation, biological process: centrosome cycle; spindle assembly. Gene Ontology annotation, cellular component: HAUS complex; centrosome; mitotic spindle. The transcript has 10 exons. The record is from RefSeq and is a predicted model, not a curated record. The coding region runs from base 147 to 2000 and encodes 617 amino acids. NCBI's taxonomy places the organism in Eukaryota, Metazoa, Arthropoda, Insecta, Hymenoptera, Braconidae.